AAAUAUUCGAGCCGAGAUUUUAUUAUUUUGAAGAUUCUUUAUUCAUUUUUUUUUCUUCAAGAUUUUAUUUAUCCUGAUAGUAUUUAUUGAUGAAUUCCUGCUUUUUUUGGUUGUUUAUUUAUUUUCCAAAAUUCUUGUAAUUUUUAUCAAGUGAAAAUGACUUAGAUAAUAAAAAUCAACUCCUUUUAUCAAACGUACAAUAUAACGUGUUGGUCGUUUCGUUUCGUUGUGUAUCCACAUCGUUGUCAAAUUCAAAAUGGCUUCAGAUGCCAUAGAUUCAAAACAACAACAACAGACGCCAUCAAUUUCAUCACCAUCGAUAGCCAAUAAUAAUAAUAAUAAUAAUAAUAAUCAAAAAUCAUCAUCACCAUCAUCGUCAUCAUUGUUGUCGUCUGCUGCUCCUGCUUCUACUGUAGCUAAUACAAAUAGCGGUAGUUGUAGUAAUAAUAAUAAUAAUAAUAAUAAUCAUUCUAAACAUCAAACAUCAACAUCAUUAAAUCAUUCUGCCAUUAAUCGAAAUCCAAACAAUAAAAUGAUACCAGAUCCGGCAACAUUCGAAGAAUUGACUACACAAUUCCAUACAAUUCAUGUAAAUGAUACACGUUUUGAGAUUUUAAAACGUUAUGAAAAUCUUCGAAUUGUUGGUUCCGGUGCACAAGGUGUUGUUUGUAGUGCACAUGAUCGUCUUUUGGAUCGUGAAGUUGCUAUAAAAAAAUUAUCAAAACCAUUCCAAAAUGUAACACAUGCUAAACGUGCAUAUCGUGAAUUUAAAAUUAUGCAACUUGUUAAUCAUAAAAAUAUUAUCGGUUUAUUGGAUGCAUUUACACCACAUAAUACCCUUGAAGAAUUUCAAGAUGUCUAUCUAGUUAUGGAAUUGAUGGAUGCAAAUCUUUGUCAAGUAAUCCAGAUGGACAUUGAUCAUGAAAGAAUAUCAUAUUUACUUUAUCAAUUAUUAUGCGGUAUUAAACAUUUACAUUCGGCUGGAAUUAUACAUCGAGAUUUGAAACCAUCAAAUAUUGUUGUCAAAACUGAUUGUACAUUAAAAAUAUUAGAUUUUGGUCUGGCUCGUUCAUCAAGUGGUCCACAAAUGAUGACACCAUAUGUUGUUACACGAUAUUAUCGUGCACCAGAAGUUAUACUUGGUAUGGGUUAUCAAGAAAAUGUAGAUAUAUGGUCAGUUGGUUGUAUAAUGGGUGAAUUGAUACGUGGCCGAGUAUUAUUUCCAGGUAGUGAUCAUAUUGAUCAAUGGAAUCGUAUUGUUGAACAAUUAGGUACACCAAAUCAAGAAUUCAUAUCAAGAUUACAAGCAACAGUAAGAAAUUAUGUAGAAAAUCGGCCUCGUUAUCCAGGCUAUUCAUUUGAAACAUUAUUUCCAGAUGUAUUGUUUGCUAAUAGACCAUCACCACAAUCUGAUUUAAAUGCACCUCAAGCAAGAGAUUUAUUAUCAAAAAUGUUGGUAGUUGAUCCACAAGAUCGUAUAUCGGUUGAAGGUGCACUUAAUCAUCCAUACAUACGUUUAUGGCGUGAUGAAUCUGAAGUAAAUGCACCAGCACCACGUGUUUAUGAUGAUUCAUUCGAACAACAAGAACGUUCUGUUGAUCAAUGGAAAGAAUUAAUCUAUGAAGAAGUCAAAACAUAUGAACAAAAUCAUAGGAAUCAAUUAAAUCAAUGGUUACGUAAUCAAUAAGUAGAUUUCGUUUUCUUGGGAAUCAGAUUAAUCCGAAAAUUAUGGAAAAUAGCUGAAAAUUAUUUUUUCCCGAUAAUGCAAUUGUAGAGAAAUCAUACAACAACAACACUACAGCUAUUAUUUAUCCAUCAUAAACU
Dermatophagoides pteronyssinus (European house dust mite) is the source of this 1824-nucleotide messenger RNA. It is a transcript of the gene bsk, whose product is annotated as mitogen-activated protein kinase dJNK. Gene Ontology annotation, biological process: protein phosphorylation. The record is from RefSeq and is a predicted model, not a curated record. Gene Ontology annotation, molecular function: ATP binding; MAP kinase activity. Lineage: Eukaryota; Metazoa; Arthropoda; Arachnida; Sarcoptiformes; Pyroglyphidae.